AAACCAGGAAAAAGUUAAAGCCAAAGAUUCAUCAGACAGACUGGCGGCUGACUUUGUGUGCUCAAGGAGAAUGCUGAAACAAAUAAUGCAGGCCCCGUAUACAAACCCAAAGCACAUGUAUGCUGAGUGGAGGAUAUUAGCCAAAUAUUUCAAAGGAACAAUAUACUUGACAAGUGAGGUUCCAGAGAAGGAGAAACACAAGGACAAGGAAGGACCCAGCAGCCUCCUGAAGAUUUAUGGUCCAAAGUUUGAGCAGUACAUGACAUGACAGGAGGGGAUCCUGAUGAUGUCCUGGAAACUGACUGUCAGUUCCGGUGUGUGCUGCAGCUGCACUUGAACGAGAUGUCGCUGCUCUUUGCCCCAGACAUGGAUGCAGUGGACCCAACACGCCACAAGGAAGACUUUAAGGACCUGGACAGCUUUGUGAGACUGAAAACACAGUCCGAUACAACAUAUCCACCUCAUUAUUAUAUAUAUCAGAAGUAUUUCCUGAACAAUUGGUGGACUGAAAACAAGUUAACAGGUGUCCCAAGGCUUCUGGUAGGCAAAAGGAACCGUGAUGGAGUGGUGCACACACUGCAGAUGCUACAGACAGACGACAUGCCUGGGUUGGCUGAGGGGAAGUGGCAACCAUCCGUAUGCAUCAAUGUCUUGGACAAGUUCCUCAAUUUUGUCAAAAGAAGGGUGGUUGCAGAACCUGACGUGGUUCAUUGCUUUGAGAAGUCUGCUCCGCCACGCCGUGACAUCCGCCACUACUGCGACCCCAACCUGGAAGACAUCCUACCCAACUGGUACAAACAGAAGCUCUUCAACGCACAAGAUGAAGAGAGUGACUGCAGCGGCGGUAGUAGCUAAAAAACAUAGGAUAGCAUGUCUCUUAUAAGCAACAUUAGGGCAGGCGGUGGCUGAACAGAUAGCAAGACGGCCCUGCGUUCAGGAGGACGCGAGUUCAAUCCCCGCCCGGUGCCACCAAGCUGGGAUUUUUCAGCCGCCGCCGAGUGGCUUAAAACUAUCCACAUGCUGUCCAGAAGACCACCUAUCAACCCGGACUCUAGAUUCUCGGAUUAAAGAUGAGCUCCGGGAGGGCAGCAUGAGCUAAUGCUAGAUGGCGCCACUAUAAACACACGCCUGCGCCAGAACGGGCUGGGCCGACCAUCAAGACCCACCGGGAAGAAGCCUUGGACCAACCAUCAGGAUCCACCGGGAAGAAGCCUACCGGCGCAAUAGGCCAAGACGUAAAAAAAAAAAAAACAAAAAAACAUUGAGAUCUGAGCCCCAAGAAACAAGAAAGUGCUGUUGAUCAGGGGAGUGGACUCCGUCAUAUAAUCCACUGUCGCCCAAGAGCCUUGCUUUGGCUGUGUCUGCUACAUCAUCACUGGAAACUCAAAAGGGGUCCAUACCCUGUCAAGAGGUUUAAGACCAUAUAGUGGCCAUUAAAUUUACAAGGAUUU
Messenger RNA from Eriocheir sinensis (Chinese mitten crab), 1451 nucleotides. RefSeq lists its product as uncharacterized. NCBI's taxonomy places the organism in Eukaryota, Metazoa, Arthropoda, Malacostraca, Decapoda, Varunidae. Gene Ontology annotation, biological process: nuclear-transcribed mRNA catabolic process; NAD-cap decapping. The record is from RefSeq and is a predicted model, not a curated record. Gene Ontology annotation, molecular function: mRNA 5'-diphosphatase activity. Bases 265 to 855 code for a protein of 196 amino acids. Gene Ontology annotation, cellular component: nucleus; cytosol. The transcript is spliced from 6 exons.